GGGGGAGAUCCAUGACUCCGGAGGAAUUUCUCCCCCUCCAGCUCCUUUUGUUUGGCGGAGUGUUUGUGAGGAAGAGGAGGGGAGACAGCCGCAGAGAUGUCGGAACCAGCAGCGGACCCAGCCGCCACCUCCUUCCCAGCGCCGAGCAUUUCUUUACCUUUGGGUCUGGACGUGCUGAGGACGUACUCUGGAGCCCUGGUCUGUGUGGAGAUAUUAUUUGGUGGUCUGGUAUGGAUCCUGGUGGCCUCCUCCAAUGUGCCGGUACCUCUGCUGCAGGGCUGGGUGAUGUUUGUGUCCGUCACAUCCUUCGUCCUCUCUUCUUCCUACCUCACCCUCCUCAUCACGGGUUUGGCAGACCGCAUCAACACAGACUGGAACUUCGUGGACAUGUUUUACCAUUUCCUAGCUGUGCUGUUCUACUUUGCGGCCUUCGUGCUGGAGGCUGCGACCACCGCAGCGAACGGAGGCGCUCGCUUCAGUCUGAGUCAGAACUCCACUGAAUCGGUCCUGUGUGUCGCGUACCCUCGGGGCAACAUAUUCACUGUACUGACUCGCAGACAGUUCAACAUUAAUGUGGCAGCCACGAUAUUUGCUUUUCUGGUGACCCUUUGCUACAGCUGCAGCUUGGUGAUGGGGUUCAAGAGAUGGAGGAAGUAACCAGAAAAAUGAACAUGAACUAGCGUUACGUGCGAUUAAUAACUUCAACGUAUCUGCCUUCAAAGCUCUUCCCCAUAACCCAGCGAUGGCGCUUGGUAUUAUCCUGACUCCACUUCAAGCACUCUGUGGGAACAUGGAGGUGACGUUCAACACAUCGGGGCAGUAUUGUUACCAUAAAGGUUUUUCCUAUGAUGCUGAUGAAUCAGAUGUUCAAAGAUUUAAUCUGUCUGAGGUAUUUAGAGGAUGACCUCCAGGUUAACAUGGUAUAAACUGAUAUACUGUGAGAAAUGUGAGAUCUGUGCAGGCUUUUCCUGUAUGUUAAAUAGUAUUUUUAGAAUUUGAAAAGUAAUUUUGGUAGAUAAAAUGGGUUCCUGAGAGUUGCUUCUUUCCUAUGUAAUUGAACAGAUCUUACUGCAUUUCGUCAGUCCUCACAGUAAAAAAAAAAAAAAAUCUAAUUUUUAGAGGUGAAGUGCCUGAGUGCUAAACCUCAGCAGAUUAAUUGAACAUCUGUUUGGUUCAAACACAACCUCAUAGUUUAGGAUGUUUUGGUGCAAAGGAGUCGGACAUAAGCUUUGACAUAAAGUCGUACUGUGCACAUUUUCCCACCAUCUGUUAAGCAUUAAUUAUUUUUUGUUUUUUUUUUACAGUAGUGUAAUCUACACAUUCAACAUAUCUCAAUUUACUAAUGCUGUAAUCUAAGAACUGGUUUAAAUUAAUCUGGUACUGCAGUGAUUUCCACUAAAUAAACUAAUCACAUCAAUACAACAAAAAGGGGCAAUAAUUGUAAUGUGUUUGCCAACUGAUGGGUUAUUUAGUUGUGUUUUGAAUAGAUUUUAUUAGUAUUUAAUGCAUUAUUUAACGGCUUGAAUUAAUUAUUUGACUUGGCACACAGUUUAUCAUUUAAUGUAAACUUUUGUAUUGGACAACUUAAAAUAGUUUUGAUUAAAAGUUUGAUUGUUUUUAACUUGCUUUUUAG
This is a messenger RNA of Nematolebias whitei (Rio pearlfish), 1633 nucleotides long. RefSeq names its product mal, T cell differentiation protein 2 (gene mal2). Gene Ontology annotation, molecular function: structural constituent of myelin sheath. The record is from RefSeq and is a predicted model, not a curated record. Gene Ontology annotation, biological process: myelination. Gene Ontology annotation, cellular component: membrane. Lineage: Eukaryota; Metazoa; Chordata; Actinopteri; Cyprinodontiformes; Rivulidae. The coding region runs from base 97 to 657 and encodes 186 amino acids. The transcript is spliced from 4 exons.